CAAAAGGGAUUUCUCUCAGCAAAAUAACUAAUUCACCAUCUCUAUAUAUUGGAGCACUAACCAUAAAUUCUGUACAAGCAAUUAUUUGCACAUCAGUUCUGCUCUCUCUGUAGUGGUGUAUCAUACCUGGACAAUGAGAACCGUGUUUUCAGUGCUGUUUCUGAUGUUAUUCUGUGCUCUGCAACUUAUCUCGGCUGGUCCUUUUGCAGUUGAGACAGCACAAAGGAUCUGCUGCCCAAGAGUAGCCAAGGUCAUUAUUCCUCUGAGAAAGCUGGAGUCUUAUUUCUGGACAAAUCGCAGUUGCCCCAUCAGACACAUUGUGUUCAUAACCAAAGCUAAGAAACGUUUCUGUGUGAUCCCUGAUAAUAACUGGGUCAAGCGGGCCAUGAACCACGUUAACAAAAUGAAAAGUGCUUCCAAAUCACCACAAUGAAACUUGAGG
Messenger RNA from Myxocyprinus asiaticus (Chinese sucker), 442 nucleotides. Its product is annotated as C-C motif chemokine 22-like. The transcript is spliced from 3 exons. Gene Ontology annotation, molecular function: chemokine activity; CCR chemokine receptor binding. The coding region runs from base 134 to 433 and encodes 99 amino acids. Gene Ontology annotation, cellular component: extracellular region. Gene Ontology annotation, biological process: inflammatory response; neutrophil chemotaxis; chemokine-mediated signaling pathway. The record is from RefSeq and is a predicted model, not a curated record. Lineage: Eukaryota; Metazoa; Chordata; Actinopteri; Cypriniformes; Catostomidae.